UAUGCUACUGCUCAAUGAUGCUUUGACGCCUCACGGUUUCGAGCAGUGUAUGUGUACGCGUAGAAAGUCGCAUAUCCCGUCGGCGAAACAUAUUGAACGUUAACUUGUAUUUUUUACGAUUAUUUGCAAUAAUAUGUCGAGCACCGAAGACGUAACUCUCAAGGGUGGACAUCCUCCUGCAGUUAAAGCCGGAGGUAUGAGAAUCACCCAACAUAAAAAUCCAGAAAAAGAAAGAGAAGUUAAACCUGUGAAAGAUUCUGAAGAAACAAAGCCUUCAACAAGUCCACCUAAAGCUAUAAUUGUUAGUGGUGUACAAACAAAAGGACAUGCUGACUUUCCUCCAGAAGCUAUUCAACAUUAUCAUGAGAAACCUAUUACAACUCAUGAUGCUCGUCCAGCACACAGUUCUCGUCCCAUUAUAAUCCAGCAGCCCAGGAAAUAGAUCAUAAGUUAAUAAUUUGUCUAAGUUCUCAAUGCAUAAAAAUUAUUUCAAUGACCAAUGGCCAUAAUAAGAACUAGAUAUUAAAUUUAUGAAUUAAUCUUGAGCAAAAUGUAUUUAUAUGAGUUUCUUAUAUUUAUCAACAAAAAAAAAUAACUGACAGUAAUCUUGAAUGUUUUUACAAAAUAAAGGCUGUUUAUAAGUGAGAAAUGAUGCAUUUAUAAAAUUUAACGAUGUUAAUAUAACUUUUGUAUGUUAUCUUACAUUUUUCAAUUUAAAAAGUUUUACAAAUACAUCAGUUAUUAAAAAAGUUUCUAGAUUUUAUGAAAGUUUAUAAUUGUUACUAUAAAUAUUAUUUUUGUCUACAAUUUCUUAUGAAUCGACUGUGAUUUUGAAAAAUUGUAGCCAGAUGUACUUACACUUUCUAUAAAUAGUAACAGAAAUUAACAUCAUACAAUAAAUACUUAGUAAACAAAAUAAAUAUCAAUAUUUUUUUAUAGUAUAUUAUCUAUUUUACUGUGAAUCCAACUAAUAUUUAAAAAAUAUAAAGUUGUACAUUUAUUAAAAUAAUAAAUAAUUUAAUUAAUAAAACAGUUUAUAAUCAUAAUCUUGUGGAACCUUAUAUGAACAUAAUAUGUUUGCAGAAACAGAAAAACA
Messenger RNA from Phymastichus coffea, 1096 nucleotides. RefSeq names its product death-associated protein 1. NCBI's taxonomy places the organism in Eukaryota, Metazoa, Arthropoda, Insecta, Hymenoptera, Eulophidae. The transcript has 3 exons. Bases 134 to 442 code for a protein of 102 amino acids. Gene Ontology annotation, biological process: negative regulation of autophagy; apoptotic signaling pathway; cellular response to amino acid starvation. The record is from RefSeq and is a predicted model, not a curated record. Gene Ontology annotation, molecular function: death domain binding.